Besnoitia besnoiti is the source of this 960-nucleotide messenger RNA. RefSeq lists its product as uncharacterized. The record is from RefSeq and is a predicted model, not a curated record. The transcript has 13 exons. Bases 1 to 960 code for a protein of 319 amino acids. NCBI's taxonomy places the organism in Eukaryota, Apicomplexa, Conoidasida, Eucoccidiorida, Sarcocystidae.
AUGUUGCGCAAGGAAAGCAGCAUAACCGCGGCCGGCUUCCUAGCUUUGUUCCUGCGUAUGCAGUGCGCCGCUGCGCAGGGCAUGCAAUUGGACAAUGGACCCAUCGGCAUUGCACCACAGCAGAGACUGGUGUUGGCAAAGCCAACAUUCCCUGUAGUAGUCAGUCAGCCGGUGCAGCCACACCUACCUCAACCCUCGCCAGUGGCCCCGCUGGCGCAGCCUGCGGCGCCUCCAGCUGCCCCAGUCUCCGCUGGGCAACUACCGCAAAGUGCUGCAUUCCCAGAGACUAUUCCAAUGGCACCAGUUCAACUAGGCUCCACUUUCGUCUUGCCCCCCUGGAUUCAGCAAAUCGCCAACCACGCUGCAGGAAUGAUUGCGUUCCUAUCAUCAAUAGGCAUUCCAAACUUGCCAUCUGUUGAAGCAUGUGGGAAAGCACCUCAUUCAAGGGAGGUGAUGCUAUGUAUCCAAAACGUGAUGGAGGAUGCGAGGCACAUUUUUGAAAACGGAAAAGAAAUAUCAACUCUCAAUGUCCGCGUCCUCUCGGGUGGAAGACGUGCGGACACGGCUCUUGCACGACUGAAAACCAUUGUCUCGAGACCUUUCGCGAAGAAAAUGAUGAAAGCAUUAGGCACGCCAAUGGCAGCUCUAUUUCUAAUGAAACGGGAGUCAACACCGGAUAGACAGCGGUGGCUUGCUGGAUCUAUUCUGACCCUGGUAUCUGAUCUGCCUGUUGCAACUGAUAUAGCUGAUUCCGCAUCUGGAGGCUUCGGUCACGUGAACGUCGUUUUACCAAGGCCUUCCAGGGUUCACCGAAUCGACCGUGCCAUGAAGGAACUACAGCAAGGAAUGGUAAGGAACCUGUCAUGCUUCUUUCAGAAGCUGGUUACUUCGCACUCUUGCUAUUCAGCAUCCACGAGACGUCAGUACUGGUGGCAUCGACAGUACAAGCGUCGGAGAUAG